GCGGGAGUUGGGCCGAGCCUGGGGACAUUGAGAUGCAGGGCGCCCCCUCGCGCUCUUCCGCGCGCCUCGGGGCUGGCGGGUGAAGCGCCGGCCGCGGCAGGUCCUCUCCAACCCCCUCCUCCUUUUCGCUCCCGCUCCCUCCUUCCCUCCGCUCUCUCCCAACUCCUCCCCCCACCGCCUCUCCCCCCUUCCUUUGGCUUCCUCCGUCUCCUCCCCGUCCUCACCCGCGCUCCGGGUCGGGAGCUAGUUGGAGCGCGGGGACUGCUGCCAGAGCCCAGCUCCACGGAGCCGGGCGGGUCGGCCGCGCGUCCAGCGGCUGCUGGAGGAGCCCGAGCGCAGCGGCGCGGGGCCCGGGUCGGGACUGCAGGGGAGCGCCGAGCCCAGGGCCGGGGGCUGUUCCAGCGCGGCCGCCCAUUCCCAGACGGGCCGCCAGCCUUCCUGGUUGGCUUCCGCUGCUCCGUGCCGCCGGGAGCCGGGAGCCGCCGAGAGCAGGGCACCUGUGCCCGCAGCCCGGAGACCUUACCUGCCUGCCUCGGAGCUAGGACUGCAGAGGGACCCAACAAUGGUGUUCCUGGGACCCCUGGCUGUCACCCUGUUGCCGCCCAGCCUCACACUGCUGGUGUUCCACCUGUCCAGCUCCCAGGAUGUCGUCACUGAACCUAGCAGUGAGCAGCAGCUGUGCACCCUGAGGGAACACCCCACUGUGGCCUUUGCAGAUCUGAAGCCGUGGGUCUUCAACUUCACCUACCCUGGAGCCCGAGACUUCUCCCAGCUUGCUCUGGAUCCCUCCAGGAACCAGCUCAUCGUGGGAGCCAGGAACUACCUCUUCAGACUCAGCCUUGCCAAUGUUUCCCUCCUUCAGGCCACAGAGUGGGCCUCCAAUGAGGACACGCGUCGCUCCUGCCAAAGCAAAGGGAAGACUGAGGAGGAAUGUCAGAACUACGUGCGAGUCCUGAUUGUCACUGGCCGGAAAGUGUUCAUGUGUGGGACCAAUGCCUUUUCCCCAGUGUGCUCCAGCAGACAGGUGGGGAACCUCAGCCGGACCAUAGAGAAGAUCAAUGGUGUGGCCCGCUGCCCCUACGACCCGCGCCACAACUCCACAGCUGUCAUCUCCUCUCAGGGGGAGCUCUACGCGGCUACCGUCAUCGACUUCUCAGGUCGGGACCCCGCCAUCUACCGAAGCCUGGGCAGCGGGCCACCUCUUCGCACCGCCCAGUAUAACUCCAAGUGGCUCAAUGAGCCAAACUUUGUGGCAGCCUACGACAUCGGGCUGUUCGCCUACUUCUUCCUGCGGGAGAACGCGGUGGAGCAUGACUGCGGACGCACGGUGUAUUCUCGUGUGGCCCGAGUAUGCAAGAAUGACGUGGGCGGCCGCUUCCUGCUGGAGGACACGUGGACCACGUUCAUGAAGGCCCGGCUCAACUGCUCCCGCCCGGGCGAGGUCCCCUUCUACUACAACGAGCUGCAGAGUGCCUUCCACCUGCCUGAGCAGGACCUCAUCUACGGGGUCUUCACCACCAACGUAAACAGCAUUGCCGCUUCUGCUGUCUGCGCCUUCAACCUCAGUGCCAUCUCCCAGGCUUUUAAUGGCCCAUUUCGCUCCCAGGAGAACCCCAGGGCUGCCUGGCUCCCCAUCGCUAACCCCAUCCCCAACUUCCAGUGCGGCACCCUGCCAGAGGUGGGCCCCAACGAGAACCUGACAGAGCGAAGCCUGCAGGACGCACAGCGCCUUUUCCUGAUGAGCGAAGCUGUGCAGCCGGUAACGCCCGAGCCCUGUGUCACCCAGGACAGCGUGCGCUUCUCACACCUCGUAGUAGACCUUGUGCAGGCCAAGGACACGCUCUACCACGUGCUCUACAUCGGCACGGAGUCGGGCACCAUCCUCAAGGCACUGUCCACGACGAGCCGCAGCCUCCGCGGCUGCUACCUGGAGGAGCUGCACGUCCUGCCCCCCGGGCGCCGCGAGCCCCUGCGCAGCCUCCGCAUCCUGCACAGCGCCCGCGCGCUCUUCGUGGGGCUGAGCGACGGCGUGCUGCGGGUCCCGCUGGAGAGGUGCGCCGCCUACCGCAGCCAGGGGGGCCCUGCAGCCUCCUGGGAUCUCUGGAGUCUCAGCAUCUCUGACAUUGAGUACAGGGCAUGCCUGGGGGCACGGGACCCAUACUGCGGCUGGGACGGGAAGCAGCAACGUUGCAGCACGCUUGAGGACAGCUCCAACAUGAGCCUCUGGACGCAGAACAUAACCACGUGUCCUGUGCGGAAUGUGACUCGGGAUGGGGGCUUCGGCCAGUGGUCACCAUGGCAACCAUGUGAGCACUUAGAUGGGGACAAUUCGGGCUCUUGCCUUUGUCGGGCCCGAGCCUGUGACUCCCCCCGACCCCGCUGUGGGGGCCGAGACUGCCUGGGGCCAGCCAUCCACAUUGCCAACUGUUCCAGGAAUGGGGCGUGGACGCCGUGGUCCUCGUGGGCCCUGUGCAGCACGUCCUGUGGGAUCGGAUUCCAGGUCCGCCAGCGAAGUUGCAGCAACCCUGCUCCCCGCCACGGGGGCCGAAUCUGCGUGGGCAAGAGCCGGGAGGAGCGGUUCUGUAACGAAAACACGCCUUGCCCGGUGCCCAUCUUCUGGGCGUCGUGGGGUUCCUGGAGCAAGUGCAGCAGCAACUGUGGGGGCGGCGUGCAAUCGCGGCGGCGGUCCUGUGAGAACGGCAACUCCUGCCCAGGCUGCGGCGUGGAGUUCAAGACGUGCAACCCAGACGGCUGCCCGGAAGUGCGGCGCAACACCCCUUGGACACCUUGGCUGCCGGUGAACGUGACUCAGGGCGGGGCGCGGCAGGAACAACGCUUCCGCUUCACGUGCCGCGCGCCCCUGCCCGACCCCCACGGCCUGCAGUUUGGCCGGAGGAGGACGGAGACCAGAACCUGCCCCGCGGAUGGCUCGGGCGCCUGCGACACCGAUGCCCUGGUGGAGGAUCUCCUGCGCAGCGGGGCCACUUCCCCGCACUCUGUGAGCGGGGGCUGGGCCGCGUGGGGCCCGUGGUCGUCCUGCUCCCGGGACUGCGAGCUGGGCUUCCGUGUCCGCAAGAGAACGUGCACGAACCCGGAGCCCCGCAACGGAGGCCUGCCAUGCGUGGGCGACGCUGCCGAGUACCAGGACUGCAACCCCCAGGCUUGUCCAGUGCGGGGUGCUUGGUCCUGCUGGACUUCAUGGUCCCCAUGCUCAGCGUCUUGUGGUGGAGGCCACUAUCAACGAACACGUUCCUGCACCAGCCCUGCGCCCUCCCCGGGCGAGGACAUCUGUCUUGGUCUGCACACAGAGGAGGCACUGUGUGCUACACAGGCUUGCCCAGAAGGCUGGUCACCGUGGUCUGAGUGGAGUGCAUGCACUGAGGACGGAGUCCAAAGCCGCAGCCGGCACUGUGAGGAGCUGGUCCCAGGGCCCAGCACCUGUGCUGGAAACAGCAGCCAGAGCCGCCCCUGCCCCUACAGUGAGAUUCCUGUGAUCCUGCCUGCCUCUAGCAUGGAGGAGGCCACCAGCUGUGGAGGGUUCAGUCUUAUCCACCUGGUAGCCACAGGUGUCUCCUGCUUCCUGGGCUCUGGGCUGCUGACCUUGGCGGUGUACCUGUCCUGCCAGCACUGCCAGCGCCAGUCCCAGGAAUCCACACUCGUCCAUCCUGCUACCCCCAACCACCUGCACUACAAGGGUGGGGGCACCCCCAAGAACGAGAAGUACACGCCCAUGGAGUUCAAGACCCUGAACAAGAAUAACCUGAUCCCUGAUGACAGAGCCAAUUUCUACCCACUGCAGCAGACCAAUGUGUACACAACCACCUACUAUCCCAGCCCGCUGAACAAACACAGCUUCCGGCCUGAGGCCUCACCUGGACAACGGUGCUUCCCCAACAGCUGAUAACACUGUCCUGGGGACUUGGGCUCCUUGCCUUUUUAAGGCACAGAGCAGGUGGAAAUGGGACAGUGGAGCCAGUUUGGUUUUCUCCUUCUGCACCAGGCCAAGAACUUGCUGCCUUGCCUGUGGGGGUCCCAUCCGACUUCAAAGAGCUCUGGCUGGCGGUGACCAUGGGGGAGAGGGCUGGCUUCAGGCUGGCACGUGGCUGCAGUUCCAGCACAGCCCAGGUCUCUCAUGGCCUCCUUGCAAUUCACUACCGUGCUGAUAUCCCCUGCCUUGUCUGGGCUGUGGACCUACUGGGUGUGCGAGGAACUGGAGAGUGGAGAUGGCCGAACAGCAGGCUCUUAAGUUUGGGUUGGAAAUGACGCUCAUGUGGCCAUCACAGGCCAAGGCUGUCCCUCUCUGGCUGGCCUCAGGAAGGGCGUAGGUACAUCCUGAUUAUCUCUGAGAGGAACCAAUCAAAUGGCCCCAGAAGCUCUGGAUUCUCCACCCAGGGCUGGGCCGCUGUGGUGCUGCCCCAGUGUGACCUGGGGACCAAGGCUGGCCCAGGUUGUCCACCUUUGCCUAGCAGUCUGUACUUUCCCCAGGGACAUCCCUCUGGUCAGAGGCAGUGAGGGCUGGAGACUGAAGAUUGAACUUUGCUAAGAAGCCCUUUAAUCUGGGCUGGCACAGGCCUCAACUUUACCAUCAGAAUGCACAACACGUGGCCCAAGAGAAAGGGAAGCAGGAGUCCAGCCUCCAUGCCACUAUGGAGACUGUCUUCUAGCUGCUGCUUAGUAGAGAUGUUGGCUGAGACCUGCUUGGGAGUCUCUGCUGGCCCUUCAUCUGUUCAGGAACACACACACACACACACAAACACUCACAACAUGCUACAGUAACAAAAAGGAUGCUGGGCUGUGGCAUUAUUAAAGAUGAUAUCCAGUCUCCAAAUGUAA
Molecule: messenger RNA, 4833 nt
Organism: Neofelis nebulosa (Clouded leopard)
Lineage: Eukaryota; Metazoa; Chordata; Mammalia; Carnivora; Felidae
Gene: SEMA5B
Product: semaphorin 5B
Exons: 23
Coding region: 563-3901 (1112 amino acids)
Biological process (GO): negative regulation of axon extension involved in axon guidance; semaphorin-plexin signaling pathway; axon guidance
Molecular function (GO): chemorepellent activity; semaphorin receptor binding
Source: RefSeq, a predicted model, not a curated record